This is a messenger RNA of Protopterus annectens (West African lungfish), 5577 nucleotides long. It is a transcript of the gene LMX1A, whose product is annotated as LIM homeobox transcription factor 1 alpha. The record is from RefSeq and is a predicted model, not a curated record. NCBI's taxonomy places the organism in Eukaryota, Metazoa, Chordata, Ceratodontiformes, Protopteridae. Gene Ontology annotation, biological process: regulation of transcription by RNA polymerase II; neuron differentiation. The transcript is spliced from 8 exons. Gene Ontology annotation, cellular component: nucleus. Bases 8 to 1159 code for a protein of 383 amino acids. Gene Ontology annotation, molecular function: DNA-binding transcription factor activity, RNA polymerase II-specific; RNA polymerase II transcription regulatory region sequence-specific DNA binding.
UAGGAAAAUGUUGGACGGGCUGAAAAUCGAAGAUGCAGGCCUGCAGAAGUCUUUUCGGAGCUCGGGCCCUCUCAAUUCUUUGCUUGGUGCUGGCCUGGCUCAGAAGACCAUGUGCGAGGGCUGUAACAGGGUCAUAGCAGACAGGUUUCUGCUCCGAGUCAACGACAGCUUCUGGCAUGAAAACUGUGUUGCGUGUGUCAUAUGCAUGGAGCCUUUGGAAACUACAUGCUUUUACCGAGAGAAGAAACUAUAUUGCAAACAUGAUUAUGAAAAGUUAUUUGCAGUGAAAUGCAGUGGUUGUUUUGAGGUGAUUACACCAACCGAAUUUGUGAUGCGAGCGCAGAAAAGUGUGUACCAUUUGCACUGCUUCUCUUGCUGUGUGUGUGAAAGGCAGCUACAGAAAGGUGAUGAAUUUGUACUGAAAGAGGGACAGCUUCUUUGUAAAACUGACUAUGAGAAGGAACGGGAACUACUGAGUCUUGUUAGUCCCACCGCGUCUGAUUCAGGAAAGAGUGAUGAUGAAGAUGAUGAAGACAGCAAUGAAAAAUUGAGAAGUGGUGCAGGAAAAGGAGAUGAAAGCAAGGACCCCAAACGGCCAAAGCGUCCAAGAACUAUUCUCACCACACAACAGAGACGGGCAUUUAAGGCUUCUUUUGAAGUGUCUUCUAAGCCAUGCAGGAAGGUUCGAGAGACCUUGGCAGCUGAGACUGGACUGAGUGUUCGAGUUGUGCAAGUCUGGUUUCAAAACCAAAGAGCCAAGAUGAAAAAGCUUGCCAGACGACAACAGCAACAGCAACAGGAUCAGCAAAACACACAACGACUAAGUUCAGUACAGACAAACGGAGGAUCGCCCACUGGCAUGGAAGUGAUCAUGAAUUCAUACACCACACUACCACAACAGCAGCAGCUUCUUGCCAUUGACCAGGCUGCAUAUACUACAGAUGCAUUUCGUCAGGGACUGACACCUCCACAGAUGCCAGGGGAUCACAUGCACCCUUAUGGUAACGAAACUCUGUUCCAUGAUGUGGAUGGUGACAACUCUCUAAGUGUUCUAGGGGACUGCCUUCUCUCUUCAUCAGAUAUUGUUUCAGUACAAUCAAGAGUUGGGAACCCAAUUGACCGACUUUAUUCCAUGCAGAGUUCCUAUUUCACUUCUUGAAGUUCUCAGCAGCUAAUUUUCAGGGGGAAAUGACUGAAAGCUUCUCAGACACAGCUAUCUCCUGCUUCCCUACCAGACUAGUUUGUGAGGCGAGCAAAAGGAGAAAAAAGGGCAACGUUUAAAAUGUGUACAUCUGUAGAAUGUAGCUAAUGAGUGUUAAAGGAUACAGAGUUUGUUGUAGCACUGUAGAGUUUAAAAAUAGUGUUCCUGGUUAGCUUAAAUGUUUUCAUCUUGUCCUCACAGCAGAUAUAAGUAAAAAAAAAAAAACUUCUGCUGGCUAGGACAAUUGUUGUCAGCUCCUUGUACUCAAAAGCAUUCAUUUCAAACAGAGUUGUAAUGCAUAUUUUAUUUUUACUGUGCUCUUCGUAGUCAUACAGUUAAUAUUUUAUAUUUUUUGGCAUUGAGUUUUAUGCAAGCCAUUGAACAUUUUGAAAGGUUACAGUAGCCAUUUCUAAUGCACAUUUAUAUAGAAGCAAAGCAAACUGAGACCUCUUGCUCUGUGUGUCAGCACCCCAGUCAAGCAUUAGAACUUUCCAAUAUGCAUCCCUGGAGUGGUCUAUGGCACUUAUUAAACUGAUCAUUGUAUAGUAAUAAGGACUUUUGCAAAACAUUACCUGGUUUUCUUUCAUGGCUGAAGAUCAAUCAGACUUCUUAAAUAUGCUUUUCAUUGUUAAAACUAAAUUUGUUAUAACUUCCUGUAUCAUUGUAUUGCGUGGUUUGCCAUACUGCAUUGUUUAUAUAAUUUUUUCAGAUCUGUUCAUCUAACAUUUAUUUUUCUGCUGGGCAGUGCUGGUAGACCUAACUUGUAGAGAUAUUUAUUUAAAAACAUUGUUUACUAGAAGGCCUUGAUAAAAUACAUUUUUCAAUCACAGGAAAACUUCUCUCAGACCACUUCGGCCCGGUAUUGUAAUUACCUAUAACUAUAUAGCAACUGUAACCUUAUUUUUCACUAUAUAAUAUUUAAUGAAGCACUUUGGUGCACUUAAGUUAUAAGAUUAAGUAAUUUACUUACUUUUGUAAAUGAAAGUUUUAUAAAGGUAUCUUGGUAACAUGAAACCCUCAAAGAAGCUGUUCAGAUACUAUUUAGUAUUAUUAAGCUAUAUUUUAAAAUUAAUAGUUUAUGUUAUUUUUGCCAUUUCAUAAAUAUCAGAAUAGUAAAAGCAUAUUGUAUUCAGAAUAGAGUUUAGUAUUGAUAUUUUAUCAAAUGCUUAUUUAAUUAGUUAAUUAAUGAAUAGUUACACAAUAAUUGAAGUGUACUGCUAAAUUUGUGCAUUACACCAAUAUUAAGAUAAGAGUAGGGAUAUCUUUCCUGAAUGAGCCCAAGUAAAAUCUCUUAACAGCUAGUGAAAUUGCAGAGUGUGUAAGCAAUCUUUUAAUACGCUGUAUGUUUGAAUUUUGCAAUGAAGCAUUAAUAUUGCCUGCAACAAGUUUUAGAAAUGUCCAACAAUGGAUAAAUAAGAUAAGUAAAUAAAUGAAUAAAUAAAUACAAUUUUCUAUAACAUUCAUAAUAUUCUAAAAAGACAGCACUCUCAUUGGCUAGCAGUCCUAAGAACAACCGCUCCCCCCAAAAAAAUAUAUGAAUUUGUCCAAAAAGGCUUUGUUAAUCAUAUCAAGAAUAUAUUUCUACAAUGAUAAGGAAAAUAUAUUUUCAAUACAGACCUCAGUUUACCAAAAUUCUAGGGUUUGCAUUAUUUUUUUCAUGCACUUAAUAUAGAGAAAAAGGCAAAAACCUGGUUUUACAUUUUUUAGACAACAGAAUUUACAAAUAAAUUAUCUCUUUCUCAGUUCCACCUAUCAAUAAUAUAUUAGCUAUCUUGCCAUCUGCUGGCACAGAACAAAAGGAAGUCCAUUAGAACAGGAGCAGGGAGUUGGUGAUUUUAGAAUUUGAACUCUGUAUGCAUCCUUUCCAUUACACUCUCUUGCCAAAAAAUAAACAAGAGAAGAAAGUAUGCAAUUGCUUGUGUUGAUAUUUAUAAUGCUGCUGACUACAAUUCAAAAGAAGGUUUAUCUCAGUCAACACAUGACCAUAUCAGUAGGAUAUAACACCUGGAUAAUUGCUACUAAUUUCCAAGAAGGAAAGGAUUGCAAAGUCAAGUAUAUGUCUAAGCCUCGGUUUACAACUUUAGGCUGCUUUAGCUGGAGUACUAAGUUUCUAAAGAACAUAUGGCAGGGUGAGAGCGCGCUCAGUGAUAAAAUCUUUUUCACAUCCUAAGUCUCAAGCCCGACUUCUGGAUUCUGACUGUACGGAAGUUUCAUGCUAUUUCUCUGUUUCUGUGCGUUUUCACUUUUUUUUUUUCUCUUUCUUUGAAAGACAUUCUGGUGGAGUGUUUGCAAAAAGUUGUCUGCAGUAUUUAGCCUCGCUCUUAAGGCCCCCAUCAUGGUUGAAAAGGGUCCAUCAAUUGUCAAUUUCCUAUUAUAUUUUCAAGACUCAAAAAUGUGAGCUUUGAAACCUGAGGAAUUAAUGCAAUGAGAGGGAAAUGUAUACUAAAAGGAAACAUGCUGCAUCUGUUAGAAAUCAUCCUCCUUUAAAGUAUGGUAGAUAGGUGUUAGUAUACAUAAAUAGUGGGUACAAAUGCUUUUAAUGUGCAGCAACACAUUUUGUUCUUCACUGUUUUACUUGCAGGAUUGUGGAUAAUUUAUCAGAUUUUGGAGACUUUCUUUGAUGAGUCCCAAACUUUUGAUAAGAGUAUUGAUUAGCCCACUUGCCUAUUUAAUAACAAAGAAUAAACACAUUUUGUUGCACAUUGCAUUUUUUACAGUUUUUUUUUCUUGAGGUAUGGUGGAAUAGGGAACAUCACUUCAUCUUUAACAGUCAGUUUGUUAGGUCAUCCGUUAUUGAAUUCAUUGUAGCAGACUGCAAAAUCUUAACAAUCGCACUGAUGAGAAACAUCCUAUGGUGCUAUAAAAAGAGAUCAUGUCAGAAAUCAGGUAGCUUUCUUGAGGAUGAGUUCCAACUUAGACCUGAAAAGUACUGCCAAAAAGAAAACGAGGACAGUGUACCUUAAGAGAUACUAACAGACAAAAAAGUAGAGAUGGAGAAAACAUAACAAAGAUAGUGACUUGAAUUAUUUAGAUGCAAACUUCAUCACAAGUAAAUACUAGGCUAUCAGUUUGCAGACAGUUAUAAGCCUAGAUAGUAACUAGUGACCCAAAUCAAGCCACGUACCCUGUAUCUGUGAGGUGUAGACGUUAACCAUUACACAAAACUCCACUGAGAGCAAUCCAAUAUGCUUCUCCCUAGGAAUCAGUUUUUAGACAAAUUAAUACUAUCAACCACUUCAUUAUUUCCAAGAAAUAAGGUUAUGAAGCCAUUGCUUUUAUUAUUUGGUGUUCUCUAGUUAGAAAUUAUACAUUUAUAUAAUCAGUGUUAAAGGGCAGCAUGUCACUUGUUUAGUACUUGACUCUCCCUACAGACACUGAACGUAGUAUGGGCAUUACUGAAGUAAUUUUUCUGUGAAAAUAUAUGUUUAAGUUUGAGAUCAGUUGUCAGGAAGAAUAUGCUUUUCAGAGUAUCUGCAAUAUUGAAUUAUUUUAAUUGGUAAGGAGGGCAUACAGGGACAUUGCCCCAGCAGAAAAAAAAAGUUUACUCAUAUUAGUGGGAUGUCAAAGGUCAUUCGUGGAAACAGUACAUUCUGAAUGUUAAUGCUUCAGCCAUAAAACAAAAUAACAUUCAGCACAUCCUAAAUGUUACAGUGUCUUGUAAAUGAGGUAUUAACCUGCUAACAACUGACCAGUAUUUGAAAAAUUAUGGUCUCUGGAAUCUAAUAUAUAUUAAGUGAGAAUUAUUCACAAUGCAUAAUGCAGAACCUCUUUCUCUGUAUGAAGAUUAAGUUAUUGCUAUUUGUAAAAAUGUUAAAGAAAAUGUAAAUAUGCAUAAAGAUAAUGCACAUUUAUAAAUAUUGCAUCAUAUAGUUCCAGAUAUGAAACACCAUAAGAUGCAGCAUAUCUUUUAUUACUAUGUCAGAAUUGUAUGUUUACAUAUAACUAUUUUAUCGAAAAGUAUAGACACAGUUAUUUUCUUAGACAUACAAGUGCUAUACUUGUAUUAUUUUAUUUGAGAGCAAAAUGUACUUUAUUCAGUUGGCCUUUUUAUAGAGAUUUUAAUUUGAGGUUUAUGAUCAUUUAAUUUGGAGUGUUUGUAACCAAAACUAGUUAUUUUGAUAGUAUUCCCUACUUGGGAUAUCUGAAUGAUUAUUUAAUGGUCAUUCAGCAUUUGAGUGGAAUCUCCCUGGCUGACAUUUUCUGUGACAUUUUCUGAUAGAAGUGAUAUAUGACUCUGUACUGACAACUAGUGACAUGAAAGCAGAUUUUUAUCCCUUUUGCAAUUAACAUUGAAAGAUUGAUGAAGUGUUACAUAUGUGUUCUGUUAUAACUUUAAAGUAACCACCAUUGUAAAAUAAAUAAAAGUGAAUAAUUUA